AACAUUAAAAAACUUUCAAACACAAUUUAAAAGAUGUUGCAUAGUAUUAUCACAGCAUAAUAAAACGAUAACUGUAGUAACUUUUAGAUAAAAACAUGUUGGAAAGCAGCCUAACUGUGCUUCGCAGUUUCGUUCAGACACGUUUUUUCCCGUUAUUCGUUUAUUAAGUGUACUCAGCGUUUUAUCGCAGAUUUCAGACCCCAUCAACCCCUUUGCAAAAGGGGGGGUGAAGAAAUCCACGUAGGAGUGUCCCGGGCCCUCCUCAAACAGAAAAGCCCUUGUGAACACACACAGGGGGUUCUUAUUUGACCACGUGACCGUGUAUCCAAGGAUAGCCCAAAACUUGGAAACCGCCGAGUAAUGGACAUGUUUCCCAGCAUGAUUUACCGGAGAAAAACGCACAUGGAUAUACUUGAAUAAAAAGUAUUUAGGAAAUGCUAGAAGAGUGAAAUGACUUUGGAACCGUUUAGCAUAUGAAUUCCUGUUUAGAAAUGCCUAAAUGGGAAGUUCGUUUUCAGUGAAAGGUCUCGCUUUGUUCGUGGAAACAAGUGCAUUAAGUCUAUAUUACAGGAUUGAUAAACCUUUUUCUUUCGUGUAAUUUGAGUGAUAGCCUAUUCCCUCAAGUAAAUGAGCGCAGUGCUUUGGAGUUUUUAUUUUCGCACAGGAACAAUGUGUACCAGACGCAAUCAUUUAGGAUGCUCCAGAUGAACCAGUUCCGUUCAGUAAGAUGAAUUGUAGACCUAGGUUCUGACAUGAGAUGAACCCAAAACAGUUGGCAGAAGUGACUAAAUAGCAGUCUGUGGAGGGAUUUCCGAAAGAAAAGUUCAUUUGAGGAUGAGGAACAAGUACGCAAUCAUCAUCAUCUGCAUUGUGGCACUUGUCAUCAUUGAAAAGGAAAACAAUAUUAUUUCAAGGGUCUCAGACAAGCUGACUCUCCGACGGACGCAGGAGCAUCCAGUGCCCUACAAUGCUUCCAAUACUCUGGUAGCAACAGGGUACAACAGUUCCUAUCUAGAGAGCAUAUAUGGUAAAAAUGGCAGUCAAGCAGGCCGAAAGCACAUCCUCCUAAUGGCCACAACACGGACAGGAUCUUCCUUUGUGGGCGAGUUCUUUAACCAACAGGGCGACAACAUGUUUUACCUCUUCGAACCACUCUGGCAUGUGGAGAGGAUGCUAUCUAUUGGCUCGAGUGGCACAAAUGGCAGCAUGUCUGUUUGGAUGUACAGGGACGUCCUGCAGCAUCUUUUCCUGUGCAACUUCUCAAUGUUGGAGCGCUUCAUCAGUCCUCCUCCGCGGGAUCACGUUACCCCUUCCCUGUUUCGCAGAGAGUCCAGCAAAGCCCUCUGUGAGGAGCAAGUUUGCUCUCCAGUCGUAAAGUACAUUUUUGAGAGAUACCAUUGCAAGACAAGACGUUGUGGGCCUCUUAAUUUGACCAUGGCGUCCGAGGCUUGUCUAGCAAAACAUCACAGGGUGAUCAAAACAGUUAGAGUACGUCAACUAGACACACUCCGUUCUCUAGUAGAGGACCCUCGGCUGGAUGUCAAACUCAUACAGCUUGUGCGAGACCCUCGAGCUAUCCUGGCUUCGAGGAUGGUGGCGUUUGCUGGCAAGUACCAGAACUGGAAAAGUUGGGCUGUCAAUGGGGAAGUGCCAAUAGAGGAUGAAGAGGUUAAGCGUCUUGAAGGAAAUUGUAACAAUAUCCGAAUCUCCGCCGAGCUGGGCUUAAGUCAACCCAAAUGGUUGAAAAAACGCUAUAUGUUGGUACGUUAUGAGGAUAUCGCCCGGUACCCCAUGCAGAAAGCAGCAGAAAUGUACAAUUUCACAGGCAUCCCGAUGACGACACAAGCAAGGGACUGGAUCCUCAAGAACACACACGCAUCAGAAGCAAACGGAGUCUAUUCAACCCAAAAAAACUCUUCAGAACAAGUGGAGAAAUGGCGGCUCAGUAUACCAUUCAAACUUGCACAAGUUGUACAAAAAGUCUGUGGACCGACCAUGAAACUUUUUGGGUACAGGUUUAUAGACAGUGAACAAACACUUUUAAACAAAUCUUUCAGUGUGCUGGAAGAAAAGCAAUUCAUUUAGUCCUGAAUUGUUUUUGAAUUGGUUAAGGAAAACCAAGCAUGAAUUGCUAUAUGCAUAGCAGACACACACUGGCACAAUGUAGCACACUGGGACAUUGCUUAAGUCCAAAGUAUACUUCAUUUUUAUAUAUGCUUGCGGGGCAGGGCUCCAGACUAACUUUUGAGAGCAGUGGCACUGGUGCUGCUAAGCUCUACAGAUAAUGACACAAACACCAGAUUUGUUAGUGCUGCAUGUAAUUGUAAUUACAAGUUUUGUCUCUUAGAAAUACACAUUUAACAGUAGACUGAGUUAAGAGCUAAAAUCCAGAUAUACACAGUAUAUAUUUUCAUAAAUGAAGUACAUUCUAUAAAAAUGCAAUAGAUUCAACUUAUUUAUUUGUUGAUUACAAUGACCACAAGUACCAUUUAACAACCUCACUUCCUUACCAAGUGGUCUAAAUUUUGGAUAUGUGCAUAAUAAAAAGGUUGAUGAAAACACCAAGAUGCGCAUAAAUUUUGAAAAUGUGCAUAAAAAACAUGUGCAUAACUGAGAAGGAUAAACUUUUUAUUCGAUAAGAAACGAUGCGCAUAAACUA
This is a messenger RNA of Danio rerio (zebrafish), 2659 nucleotides long. The record is from RefSeq and is a predicted model, not a curated record. NCBI's taxonomy places the organism in Eukaryota, Metazoa, Chordata, Actinopteri, Cypriniformes, Danionidae.